Messenger RNA from Nymphaea colorata (pocket water lily), 567 nucleotides. RefSeq lists its product as uncharacterized. Lineage: Eukaryota; Viridiplantae; Streptophyta; Magnoliopsida; Nymphaeales; Nymphaeaceae. Bases 1 to 567 code for a protein of 188 amino acids. The transcript has a single exon. The record is from RefSeq and is a predicted model, not a curated record. Gene Ontology annotation, molecular function: acyltransferase activity, transferring groups other than amino-acyl groups.
AUGACAGAGGUGGCAGGCACCAGGGCGCUAUCUAUCUCCCUCCGCCCCUUCGAAAUCGAGGACGCCGACGACGUCAUGGUGUGGAAGGGAGACCCUCGUGUGGCGGAGUUCAGCCGGUGGGACGCUUACACCUCCUGCGACGAGGCGGUGGCCUUCAUCCGGGACUUCGCCAUCUCCCACGAGUGGUGUCGCGCCAUCUGCGUCGCCGGCCGGCCGGUCGGAUGCAUCUGCAUCACGAUCGGCGAGGGCGCCGACCGGUGCUGCGGACGGCUCAAGUACGAGGUCGCCCACGGCUACUGGGGAAAGGGCGUGGCCAGCUCGGCCGUGAGGCUGGCUGUUCCAGCCGUCUUCCGGGAAUUUCCAGGUUUAGAGCGUAUCCAGGCGAUGGUCAUCCUGGAAAAUAGGGGAUCCAUCAGGGUAUUGGAGAAAUGUGGAUUUCUCAGGGAGGGGAUCCUCAAAAGGUACGUGGUUGUGAAGGGUAGGGUCUGGGAUUUGGCCAUGUUCAGUAUUCUUUCUGAAGAAAUUCAACCAUGCAUGGCCAACCUUACAUCAACCUUCCGGAUUUGA